Molecule: messenger RNA, 2007 nt
Organism: Fulvia fulva
Lineage: Eukaryota; Fungi; Ascomycota; Dothideomycetes; Mycosphaerellales; Mycosphaerellaceae
Product: Serine/threonine-protein kinase DBF20
Exons: 2
Coding region: 1-2007 (668 amino acids)
Biological process (GO): peptidyl-serine phosphorylation; intracellular signal transduction
Cellular component (GO): spindle pole body
Molecular function (GO): ATP binding; protein serine/threonine kinase activity
Source: RefSeq, a predicted model, not a curated record
AUGGCGUCUAGCACGCCGCACGACUUCACGAUGCCGGUUCCGCCUCCUCUCCUGCACACGCGCUCGAGCAACAAUGAUGGCGGCGACUACCCCGGCACGCCUACACACGACAACGACGCCUUUAUCUCCCCCGUGCAGACACCGCAGGGCAGCCCGAGCAAGAACAAGAUGCCGCCUGGCGCCUUCGACCUGCCCAAUGUCUUUUCCAACGCGAUGAAGCUGAUGCCUACCCAAGGCCAGCCCAACCACGGAGCUCUACAGGCUAAACAGCAAGGCACCGCCAGUCCCGGCAAACACGACUUCGAUCCGUUCGCUAUGCAGGACACAAAGGCUGGAGCACCGGGGAGCCCCACUCGCAAGAAUGGCAAGGAGAACACACCUCCCACGCACCGACCACAACUGCAGCAAACGCAGAGCUUCAUCACACAGGCUGCAGCCAGUAGACAAGAGCCAUAUCGGCCACGUGAAGAUCGAUCGCCGACGCGCCAGAAGAUCCAGUCCGAAGCACUCACCGCUGAAGAAAUCGAGAAGUUGCAGAAGCAGAAUGUUAAGAGACUGGCAAAUGUGACACAAUUGUACUUCCUCGACUACUACUACGACUUGCUGUCAUAUGUACACAACCGAUCGAACCGUCUGCAAGCGUUCAAGGCGCACAAUCCACCGCCGACACCUUCAAUGCCUCAGGCGGACGUGGACAAGCACAACGAGCUUUGGAGGCAGUAUCUGAACCGCGAGCGUGGAACACUUCGAAAGCGACGAACUCGGCUACGACAUGGCGACUUCCAGAUCUUAACACAAAUCGGACAAGGUGGCUAUGGGCAGGUGUAUCUGGCCUCCAAGAAGGACACACGAGAGAUCUGCGCACUGAAAGUCAUGAGCAAGAAGCUCCUCUUCAAGCUCGACGAAGUGCGACAUGUGCUGACUGAGCGAGACAUCCUUACCAAUGCUAAGAGCGAGUGGCUAGUCAGUCUGCUGUACGCCUUCCAGGAUGACAGCAGCAUCUAUCUGGCCAUGGAGUACGUACCUGGUGGCGACUUCCGCACCUUACUCAACAACACUGGAGUCCUGCACAAUCGUCAUGCGCGAUUCUACAUAUCCGAGAUGUUUCUAUGCGUCGAUGCUCUGCACAGUCUAGGCUACAUUCAUCGAGAUCUCAAGCCCGAGAACUUCCUGAUCGAUGGAACAGGUCACGUCAAGCUGACUGACUUCGGUCUGGCCGCCGGCUUCCUUGCGCCCCAGAAGAUCGAGAGCAUGCGAAUCAAGUUGAAGGAGGUCGGCAACAUCCCAGCCUCUGCAGUACCAUUUGGCCGUCCGAUGGAGGAGCGAUCCCUGAAGGAGCGAAGGGAAGGCUACAGAUCUCUGCGUGAGAACAACGUCAACUAUGCCAAGUCGAUAGUAGGCUCACCCGACUACAUGGCACCUGAGGUACUCAAGGGCGAGGAGUACGACUUCACAGUCGACUACUGGUCUCUCGGCUGCAUGUUGUUUGAAGCUCUUGCCGGAUACCCGCCCUUCGCUGGUGCUUCGGUGGAUGAGACGUGGCAGAACUUGAAGCGCUGGCAACACGUGUUGCGCAAGCCUGAGUACGAAGACCCUAACUACUUCCUGUCGCGUCGUACCUGGGAUCUCAUCACUCGUCUCAUCAGCGUGAAGAGCCAUCGUCUACGCGGCAUCAAGGAUGUGCAGGCGCAUGACUACUUCCGAGAGGUGGCCUGGGACCGGAUCAGACAAGAGCGUGCACCAUUCGUACCUGAGCUGGACUCCGAGACAGAUGCUGGCUACUUUGACGACUUUGGUAGCGAAAAGGACAUGGCGAAGUAUAAGGAAGUGCUGGAGAAGCAGGAAGCACUGGAGCGUAUGGCUGAUCGCGGAGGCGAGAUGGGUCGCUCUCUGUUCGUUGGCUUCACGUUCAGACAUCGUAAGCCUACCACAGACGACAAUGGACAGCCGACCAGUCCUCGCAAACCCUUGUCCGAGAUCAACGAAGACUUCGGAACUAUCUUCUAA